Messenger RNA from Calypte anna (Anna's hummingbird), 6656 nucleotides. RefSeq names its product LSM11, U7 small nuclear RNA associated (gene LSM11). Gene Ontology annotation, molecular function: U7 snRNA binding. Bases 71 to 1129 code for a protein of 352 amino acids. The record is from RefSeq and is a predicted model, not a curated record. NCBI's taxonomy places the organism in Eukaryota, Metazoa, Chordata, Aves, Apodiformes, Trochilidae. Gene Ontology annotation, biological process: mRNA 3'-end processing by stem-loop binding and cleavage. The transcript has 4 exons. Gene Ontology annotation, cellular component: U7 snRNP.
ACGGGCUUUCUCGGGGCGGCGCGGCAGUGGCCCCUGGUGGCGGUGGCGGGGCCGCUGCCCGCAGCCCACCAUGGAGGAGGACGAGGGGACUGCGGGAGGCACGGAGCAGCGGCGUCCCCGCCGCCAGCCCAGGGCCGAGCGCUCCCCCAGCCCCAGCCGCCUGGACGUCAGCUCCAGCCGCUUCGACCCGCUGCUGGCGCUGUACUCCGCCCGCACGCCGCUGCCCUUCCCCGGCGCCCCCUGCUUCAACAACCUGGCCGAAUAUGAGAGCUUCCAGCGAGGCCUGCUCCGACCGCGGGGCCGCCGCUCCGCUCCCUCCCGACGCGGACUCUCCGCCACUUCGCGCACCGCUCGCCGCGGCCCGCCCGCCGCUGACCCCGAGCGCAUCCAGCGCCUCCGCAGCCUCAUGGUGAACGCGGGCCCGAAGCAGGAGGCGGCCGAGGGAGCUUCGGGUGCCCGGCGCCGGCGGGCACCACGCAACGUCCUCACCAGGAUGCCCCUCCAUGAAGGCAGCCCACUGGGGGAGCUUCAUCGCUGUGUCCGAGAUGGGGUGAAAAUCAACGUCCAUAUUCGUACUUUCAAAGGGCUUCGUGGAGUCUGCACAGGGUUUUUAGUUGCAUUUGACAAAUUCUGGAAUAUGGCUCUGACAGAUGUGGAUGAGACAUACAGGAAACCAGUAAUGGGCAAAGCUUUCUAUGCAGAACCUCAGCUCACCCUAACCCGGCUGUUUGACAGACUCAAACUCCAGGAGUCCUCAGUAAAGAAGGGAUCAGACUCAAAAGCUGUCUCAGAGGAGCUUGCUCUGACAAAUGACUCUGAGACUCUGGGAUCAAAAGCUGCAUCAGGACGAGGGAGAGCAGAAGAUGAGCACGAGAGGCAGAAAUGCUUGGGCAGAGCUGGAGAAAAGAAGACACCAGGUGACAAUUUGCAUCUGGCUGUCAGAGGUGAAGCUGAUGUGGGCAGUGGGACAGCCCACACAGAGGGUGCCAGUGCUGGUGGUACCCGUGCAAGAAGCCAGUCAAGGAGAAGAAGGCGUCCCAAAGUGGAUUAUCAGCAGGUGUUCACACGUCACAUAAACCAGAUUUUUAUUCGAGGAGAGAACGUCUUGCUUGUUCAUUUAGCACAGUGACUUGGCUGAGCCUUUGUCCAGUGUAUUUAUUUGAUAGCAUGAAUUGCUGCUGCAGCUCUCGUUGUUAUUUAGCAUUCUCAUUGUCAUGGUGCUGUGACUGGCUUCCCAUUGCCUUAACAGGAUAGGGGAGGUAAUUCUAACUGGAGCAUCCUGAGCCUGAUGCCAAAGCAGCCUCUUCAGAUCUCUGAUGGGGGUCUCAGGACAAGGUCAGCAAUGCAGUUGUUUUGUGUGAUAAGAAAGGCAAGAACAGAUUCCACUGGUCCUUAAAAGGAAGCUAAAUCCAGAGGGUUGGAAGAGUAUUUUCAGGUACUCAGUUACAGGAGGUAAUUGUGGCACACAUUUAUGGAGUAUAAGAUUAGAUCUCCACCUGAAACGAAUCACAAAUGCUAUUUUGUGUGUUCUGAGUAAUCUCAAGAUCACUAUUGAAACCAACAGUUCAUCUGUUUCUCUUAAAUGAAAGUCUUCUUUUCCAGACAUAAUUUUUCCAGGUACUUUGAAAUACUGUAUAAAAAGGUGGAGCAACAUGCUACUGAUGGCUAUUAGCUUCUUAUUCACAGUGAGCUCUCUAAUGCCCUGUGUGAUAGAAAACCUGUUAACUGAAAGCUGCUCUUUUUCCAUGAAUGAUGUCAAGGUUUAUUUGGUUUCAAUAUCAGUGCAUCUGUUUGUAGUGCUGUGCUUUAGCCCUGUGUCACCAGCAAACAGCUCGUGUGGCUGAUCCAGGGACCUCCAUAUUUGGAGUUUAUCUGUCAAUGUUGCAGAUGGAGAUGGAAAAUUUUACUUUCAUAUCUCACCCAUUUGCUACGAAGUGUAACAGUGAAGUUUGCAGAGAUGCAGUUUUUCUUCUCAGAUUUCAGUGUUUGUGCUGAGCACAACUGUACUGUAUCUAAGCUCCUUUCAAAUAACCUCAGUUGAAACUAGAGGUGCUGUGUCUCCAGUGGUUCUCAUGGGCCAGAAGCCUUCAUGGGUCUUUCUUGUCUGCAUAAAUGACAGAUCAUCUAAUUUCAGUUGAAGUGAGCUUUGGAGGUCUGCCUAAAAAUGUUUUGAAGUAUAAAAGUCAAACUUGGCUUAUCAUUUUUUUUAUGUUAGCAAGGUUAUUAAGGUAGUGUAGAUCAGUCCAGGCUUCUUUAGAUAUAAAGAGCUUUCCAAGACCUAUGUGCAGAAGUAUGAGGGUACAUGAAGCUGUUAUAUUAUUUAAUCUGUGUCAAAGGACACUCACUAUAUUUCACACUGCUAUUCGUGUAUUCAUCUCAAGCAGCUCCAUGUGUUCAAGAUGAAAAUGGGAAAUUCCAGGACAAGGGGUAGAACAACUUUGUAGUAGGUCUUGUAUAUUGUAUAUAGAGGUCCUGAGUCCUCAAAGAGUGACUGUGUUCCUAGUGACAUAUUUUGGUUGGUGCAAAUGCAGCAUACUGGCUGCAUGCCCAUUUGGGUGCUUAGGUGAAUUAUGGAAAUAAUUUAGUAGGAGCUCCUGGACACAUAAAGAAUCUGAGAUUUUGAUGCCAACAUUACAGAUGAUAUGGGGCUUGGAUGGCUGAUCAGCUCAGCCUCUGAGCUGCAAACCCAAGUUCAGCCUGGGACAGGAAUGCCUCAGAAUAAAAUGUACUGUUGUGCAAAUCUGUUUCAUCAUGAACUGAAAAAAAAAUGGUAAUAAUAUCUACAGUUUCUUAUUAUGCAUAGCUUUAUUGCUGCAGUCCUUUCCUACUAUGAACUGAGACUAGGCACUGAAAGAUUCUUCUCUUGGAGGUUCUUGUUUCCUCUCGUUUUCUGCUCUUCUUGGUUGUGUUCAUGUUUUCUGUAAGUUUUUUCUUUUUGGUCGUUUUUUUCCCCUUUUCCCAUCAGUACUUGGCUGUGAGUACAAGUGAGUAUUCUUCUUCACUAUGUGGGGAUUUCCUCCCCUCUGCUUUCUGGCAGGCUUGGUUUUACUUCGUUUGCUGAGAAGAAUUAUCUCUGCCUCUUCCACUCAUGCCAAAGGCUACAGGUUUUGACACCUCAUCUCUUUCAUUCAUACUUGACCAAGAGGUGUCAAAUCUCCACUCAGGCCUAUGUACUAUGACAUCUAAUUGAAUUGCUGAUUUUCUUUACAUUAUAUUCUUAAUUCUCUUUGCUUAGUUUUUACUGCCUUGUGCAUUAAAUAAGAUACAACUACCAUGAAUAUUCUUGUGGCUUUACUGCCCUCUUUCCUUGUCAGUUGACACCACCAGGUACUCAGUUGCUACUGGAAGUCUCAGUUUUUCCUUUCAUCAGAUCUUCUCUGACACCUUGAAGGUGUGUGUUGCUUUACAGGUUUCUUUUUUUCUAAGUUUUAUAAAGAAUGCUGGUGCUUAGACUUGCAUUUGUGCCUUGGUUUUUAUAUCAUUGCUGACCUGUUCUUCCAAAAUCACACCUCAGUCAACAAACCUGGUUAAGAGCUAUAGAGUUUGCCUGCUUAUUUUGUUCUACCUCAUUAUUAAACUGUUGAUCCUCUAUUCUCAUUGUUGUCUGGUUAAAAUUCUCUCUUUCAAUUUAGAUUUAAUGGCUUAUUUGCUGGUUCUUCCUUCUUCCUGCUUCCCUGUUCACCUGUCUCGUUAUUUCCAAGCUGCUUCCUAAAUACAGCCUCUUCUACAAUUUCAGAUCUUCCAAAGUGUCUUCCUUUUCCCUACUUUUUCUGACAUUGUAUCUUUUAAGCCCAAAAAGCUAUUUUUAAGCACUUGUGAUUUUGUCUCUUUCAAGCAUCAUGAUUGUGACUAAGGCAGUGAUUCAGUAUGUGUUGUCACUUGCAUGUUUAAUACUUCAGAUAAAGUUGCUCUUUAAAUAAAAUUGAAUGUGAUGUUCUGAAAUGAAGUCUUCUACCUCACUUAAGUAUUCAUGUAAAUCUGUUAAAAAAAACCCAAACCAAACAACCCUUGGAAAACAAUGAGCUUUGGUUUUUUUUUAAUUUCUUUUCUUCCAUGGGUUUUCUUUUCCAGUCAGUAUAAAAUCAGAGUUCUUUGUUCAAAAGGCUGUCUGCUCCUAGCAGUGUCACAAAGGUGAUGUGAGCAUAGACACCUCAAGUCCUUAUUCUUGGCAUUAUUAUCCUCACUGGUAAGAAGAUGACAAACACAGGGGUUCAUGAUCUGCUGUCUGUCCUGCAUUCCAUUUUUCAAGAUGCUGCAAUGUACAAUGUGGUGAGAGCUGAUUCUGUGGUCAGAGGAAGACAGGGACAGCCAGUUGGAAAGGGAACUCAAAGAGAGAAACACAAAAUCUUAAUAGUAUCCUCGUAGUUAAUCAGAUAGAAGCCUCAUAAAGGAGAAUAGCUGAGCUUUGUUUUUUCAUUUACCAAAGGUAUUAAUACCUUGCUAUACUUUGACCAAAAGAUAAGAAUACACUCGAGUUUUCAUUUAGAAGCUUUAGCUUGACCAAUUUUUUUUUUCCCAUCAGUAAUGUUGUGUCACCUUUGGGUAAAUGUUAUUACAACUUCUUGUUUAAAAGUGCUGUGCUGUUUGUGUAGCUAGUAAUGUUAAUUUUUUUUAUCUGAAAGGUGCUUUUAAGAGCCACUGUCAUUAGAAGGAAACCCCCAUUUUCAUGUCUUGUGUUCAAUUCUGACAGUGUGACCUAAGAUCAAACUGGAAACAGCUGGAUGCAAGUAGAGCAGUUAAAAUCUUACUUGAAAAGACAGAAUUUCUAAAAAAACCUCACAGCUUUUUCUGACAGUUCUUGCCAAUGUAUCAGCAGGAAAAAGCAUCAGUUAUUACACAGUAUAAAUGUUGUGGACAAAAUCUCUAUUAUUUAAUGAAUAUUCUUUGCUGCCAUUAGCAGCCUGGGUAGAAAAACAUGAGGUCACUUGGGAAAUGAUAGACAAAGCAUCAAUCCCCUCCAGGUGGGCACCACAGGAACAGUGCACUACUUGAUGACUUUUUUUGUUGAAAAAAAAAUGUGUGUAAUCUACUGUAAGUCUAACAGGUACUUCUGUACAUUUUCCUACCUAUAAGCUUUUAUGGCAUGAACAAAGAGGGAAAGCAAAUCAGGAAAAAGGAGGAGAGAAAAAUCACUUGGUGGGAGCUCUUUGAAAUUGGGAGUCACUUUCUAGCCUGUACACUUUGGUGUCACUUGGCCAGCCCUGGGCAGUUGUGCUCUGUAACUGGAGGGGAGAGUAUGCAGAGACACUUCUGGUGCAGCCUCCAACACGUUGUGAGCAUUUUCCAGUUCAUGUGCCCCACUCCAUUCCUAAUAACUGACCUGUUUUAUCACACCUCUAAUAUUUUGCAGAGGAAACUCAGUGGGGGAAAAAAAGCAAGUAAGCAAAUUACCACUUCUGAGUCAGGGAUGUUAGAAAGCUUGGUUAUCGUUGUUAGCUUCCUGGGGCUGCAGAAGAAAGGACUACUUUAGGGGAGGAAAAUCUCUCAUGAUGUUUACAAGUCCUUUUAGAUGUCACUGUAAGUGCUCUUGCUCUUGGCUGGUAGAAGUGAAGGCCUGUCAGAGAAGGAAGAUGCCUUCUGAUGCUCCUGGAUAACUAUUUUAUUAGCUGCUAGCUUCAUAGUGUGCACUUGGAUGACUUAGCUGAAGAAAAUUAGUACACCUGAGACUUGCAGUCAGUCUUGUAUUCGUUUAGAAUGAAAAGUAGUUUGAUCAGUUUGUGUAAAAACAUAUCCAUCCUUUUUCCCUCUGAAAAGAUCAGUGCUUUCCCUCAGGAAAGAAAUGAAAGCUGCGUGUGUUACUGUAGCAAUUGCUUCUGAUUUCUCCUGCUUCAGAGCGAAGUGCAGCUGUGUCAUUGGAUCUUUGCUGUGACAGAUCAUUCUGAGAUGAAAAAAUGAGAGAAGUGUUUGGUUCUUUAAAGCUGAAAUGGGCAUUGCAUGGGAAGCGGCUGAGUUGACCUCUUCCCCAAUGUUUUUUGUAUCCAGUGUUGUCACGUGGAUCGGGACUGGUUAACCAAUUAGUCAUCUAUUAAACAUCCUUAAUGAACUACAGAGGAGUAGCAUGACCUUCCAGACUGAUGUGGGAUUGGAAGUCAGGUGCUGACAAAAUCUGGGCUCUCUACUGCCACUUGCUCACUGAACGUCACUUCUCUCCUUCUCCCUUAUGCCCCACAUCUGUAAUACACCUGAGAGCAACCCUUGCCUGUCUCACAAGGAUUUGUAGAAGCAGGGAGUACUAAACAAGUGUUAAGUAUUGUUAUUAAAAAUAUAAUGUGUCAGGUAAUUCAGAUGCAUAGGUCAUCUGUGCUCUUCAGGCACUUGACUGUUAAGCUUUAUGACUUGGCACACUCCAGAUGUGCAGGUUAUCAGGUACAAUGAUGCACUUCAGUCUUGAAAUGACUUAAGUCUUCAGCAUCAAGUUUUGUGACUUCAGUGUCUGUUUCACAGCUGCAAUAUCAUGUUGUGGUCAAAUGGUGAUAAAGGAGAAUGUAAUGGAUUUGUAAUUCCUUUUCUGUCUUCCUAAAGAUUUUGUUUCUAAGGAAGCUGAUGCUGCUAACACCAUAUUGAAUAAUACUGAAUUUGCAAUAUUCUGCUUUCCAGAUAAAGAUGUUUAUAUUUAAAAGUGCUAAGACUGCAAUGCAAUAAAUACAUCCAUAUAA